Molecule: messenger RNA, 636 nt
Organism: Aspergillus nomiae NRRL 13137
Lineage: Eukaryota; Fungi; Ascomycota; Eurotiomycetes; Eurotiales; Aspergillaceae
Exons: 2
Coding region: 1-636 (211 amino acids)
Source: RefSeq, a predicted model, not a curated record
AUGGACCCCGACGCCAGCAUCACCCCGGACCAACCCCCGGUAUUCAACUACAUCCUCUCCUUCCUCCUAGUCGGCGUAGCAUGGGGCUUCACAACCCCCUUCAUCCGCCGCGCCGCCGCCGACUUCAACGCGCGCCAGGAGCAACACUCGCAGCCCCAAGCACCCCACCCCGAACCCGACGCACAAGAACUGCAGCAAACAACCGAAGACCCCACGGACCCGAAACCCGAAACCUCAGACGACGAUGAAGACCACCCCUUACCAGCAGCAGCAGCAGCUUCUUCUGCCACAGGCACAACACAACAACAACAGCCCUCCUGGAUGCGCCCAUCGCCUUCAACCUCAGGCUGGCUGAAGACGAAAAUCACAUCCCUGUUCUGGACGGUCGUCAAUCUCCUCCGCACGCCCGCGUACUCGGUACCCUUGAUUAUCAACUUGACGGGCAGUAUUUGGUUCUUCCUCCUUGUUGGGAAACAUGAACUCUCCCUGACGGUUCCGCUGGCUAAUUCGAGUGCGUUUCUCUUCACCGUUCUGGGCGAGUGGUAUGUGGAGCGGAAGGUGAUUGAGAAGGAAACUUGGUUGGGGAUGGUGCUUGUGUUGGGUGGGAUUGCUAUUUGUGUUAAGUCUAAGAGUUAG